Tribolium madens (black flour beetle) is the source of this 2253-nucleotide messenger RNA. Its product is annotated as ras-specific guanine nucleotide-releasing factor RalGPS1-like. Gene Ontology annotation, molecular function: guanyl-nucleotide exchange factor activity. NCBI's taxonomy places the organism in Eukaryota, Metazoa, Arthropoda, Insecta, Coleoptera, Tenebrionidae. Bases 219 to 2144 code for a protein of 641 amino acids. The transcript has 12 exons. Gene Ontology annotation, biological process: positive regulation of GTPase activity; Ras protein signal transduction. The record is from RefSeq and is a predicted model, not a curated record. Gene Ontology annotation, cellular component: plasma membrane.
ACUAAUGUCAGUCUUAUUUUGGUCGGCUUUUUGCAAGUGUUGGAGGUGCAGAAAUCUCAAAAUAAACUUAAUUUCUUGAAUAAAUUACUCAGUUUUUAUCUCAAUGUUCUAGUUGUACAAAUUAUGUGUGUUUCCCAGCAAAUAUUCAUUCAUACAACCACCCAAACCCUCAAAAUCCGUAAUUAAUUUUGAUUUUCUACAAGAACCAUGACACGAAAAUGAUGCGAUACUCCGAAAUACCGAGGGAUAUUUCAGGAGACAGUCUUACCGCACUGAAAAUACCGGAGAGCCGAAAGCAGGACAGCUACAGGACCUCCGAUAUUGACGGUGAUUCGGUUUCACUGUCUUCGUCUACCAGCCAUGACAGAUUUCCUUCAGAUCUUAGAUUUAGGAAAAUAUCAACUCCGGCUGUCUCCAGUGGACCGGGACCACCCUUUACGUACUAUAACUACGGUUCACUCGCAUCUGUACCUGCCCAUAUCAAAACUCAAAGCUUGCCCAGCAAUGCCUCGUCUCAAGCCCGAACCAAAAACUACAGCUGUGCUAUUUUCGACAUACUCAGGAUAUCGCCGGAAGACUUUGCCAGUCAAUUGACAUUACUCGAUUUGCCUGUGUUCCUCAGCAUCCAACCCGACGAACUCACCAGUUGUGCAUGGAAUAAGAAAAACAAGUUGACCAUGGCGCCCAAUGUUGUUGCAUUCACGAGACGAUUCAAUCACGUGAGCUUCUGGACGGUGCAAGAAAUACUCAGCGGGCCAACACCCAAACAAAGAGCGGAAAUACUCGCGUUUUUCAUUAGGAUAGCGAAGAAGUUGUACGAUUUGAAUAAUUUGCACUCGUUAUUUGCAAUGAUUUCAGCCUUACAAAGUGCCUCGAUUUACAGAUUAUCAAAAACGUGGACUUGUUUGUCUAAAAAAGACAAGCAGACUUUUGACAAACUGGCCGAGGUGUUUUCGGAUGCUGAUAAUUGGUCGAAUCUCAGGCGCCAUAUUGAAAGUUUGAAACUUCCUUGCAUACCUUAUUUGGGUUUAUAUCUGACUGAUCUUGUUUAUAUUGACAUGGCCCAUCCUCAUUCUGGUGGUUUAGAAUCCCAGCAAAGGACUCUCAAAAUGAACAAUAUUUUACGUGUAAUCUCUAAUUAUCAACAUUCUGAUUAUUCUCACUUGACUGCAAUACCUCACAUUCAAGACUACUUAAAUUCAAUCAGAUAUAUCGAGGAACUCCAAAAAUUCGUCGAAGACGACCAAUACAAACUUUCAUUGAAACUGGAACCACUUUCGCCGGCCCCGAGUUCCUCAAGUUGCAGCUCAAAGGAAUCGGUGAUUGUCGAUGCAGCUGCAAUCGCAUCAUUAAAUCUCUCGCCGGCAAAGGCUUCCAGCGGAUCAUUACGUCUUCACGCCGUUACAUCAGGAAGUAAAUUCAUACCGGGUCACAGAAAGUGCCGCAGUUUAGGAACAAAAUUUCGUAGUACAAGUCUUCCUCGUAAUUUCCACAAAACAGGGUGUCCCUCUGUGGUACUACCCUGGGGUAUUUUUAGCAAAUCUCAUCAAGUCGGUGCGUUUGAUCCCAAAGAUCUCCCGAAAACAUUACAUUUGUUAGAUGAUUCUGAAUUGGAAGACUCUUCAAGAAACCUACAUUUACUUCAUGCCGAUUUGCCAUCACCCACCAUCGAUUUACCACUCCAAGCAUCACAAAGUACGGCGGAAAAUUCAACACUUCUUACGAGGUUGGCAGAGGAUUCUCUGGGUCCAGAAGAUCAGGUCUGCACAAUGCAAGGUUGUGUUCGGCGAAAGACUGUUUUAAAAGAAGGACGUAAGCCAACCGUGACUUCUUGGCAACGUUACUGGUUACAAAUUUGGACAACAUCACUUGUUUACUUUUCACCGAAAUCUUUUAAAGGUCACCAACGAUCUGAUUUCAAAAGAGAGCCUUGCAAGCUGGUGCCGUUGAUGGGUUGUCAGAUAAUUCUUGGUGACAAUGGUGUUCAACAGGAUUGUUUCCAAAUCAUCGAUCAUCAUCGAGGAAACAUCUACAAAUACAGAGCGGGUACCAAAAGUUUAGCAGAAAAAUGGUGUCGACAUUUACAACAAGCAGCUAACGGAGAACAAACUCCUCUUCCUAGUAAUCUCAUGUCUUUUGAGUAAUUUGCGUGACUGAAUGAUAUUGUUAUUUAUUUUCUAUGAUUAUUUAUUUUAAGUUGUACCUCCUCUUUUGUACAUUUGCAUUUAUUACACAUAGCUUUUUAAUUGUUUA